AUGUCGCAAACCGUCGGAAGAACUCGUCUCGCCUAUUCUCGCGCCUGGCACCAUGUCGAUGUCGGCUCCGACCCCCGCUCCCUCGGCCGCGUCGCUUCCUCCAUCGCUCUCUUUCUAAUGGGCAAACACAAGCCCAUCUUUGACCCGUCGACAGACUGCGGCGACUAUGUCGUUGCAGUGGGCUGCCACGACCUGCGCACAACGGGGAAGAAACGGUUCCAGAAGCUGUACUACACGCAUAAUACCCGGCCCGGUAGUCUGAAGAGCAUGACUAUGGACAAGAUGAUUGAGAAAUGGGGUGGUGGGGAGGUUUUGCGGAGGGCGGUUAAGGGGAUGUUGCCAAAGAAUCGGUUACAGUCGAAGAGGUUGGCGCGGUUGAAGACCUUUGAAGGUGUUCAUCACCCGUACAAGGAGAACAUUAUCAAAUAUGGCAACGAGUCGAUUAUUGGAGGCUUGCCUGAAGUUCAGCAUGCUUUCAAGGCUGAGGCCACCAAGGAGGCGUCGUGA
Messenger RNA from Aspergillus ruber CBS 135680, 507 nucleotides. RefSeq names its product mitochondrial 54S ribosomal protein uL13m. Gene Ontology annotation, biological process: negative regulation of translation; translation. Lineage: Eukaryota; Fungi; Ascomycota; Eurotiomycetes; Eurotiales; Aspergillaceae. The transcript has 3 exons. Gene Ontology annotation, cellular component: mitochondrial large ribosomal subunit; ribosome. The record is from RefSeq and is a predicted model, not a curated record. The coding region runs from base 1 to 507 and encodes 168 amino acids. Gene Ontology annotation, molecular function: mRNA binding; structural constituent of ribosome.